Messenger RNA from Danaus plexippus (monarch butterfly), 1308 nucleotides. RefSeq names its product heat shock protein beta-1 (gene Hsp21.4). Gene Ontology annotation, biological process: protein refolding; response to heat. Bases 145 to 708 code for a protein of 187 amino acids. Gene Ontology annotation, molecular function: protein folding chaperone. The record is from RefSeq and is a predicted model, not a curated record. NCBI's taxonomy places the organism in Eukaryota, Metazoa, Arthropoda, Insecta, Lepidoptera, Nymphalidae. The transcript has 3 exons.
GCGCAGUAACCCGGCGCCGAGUCGACAUUUAAUAAUCAGUCCUGCCUUGUCUUCUGACGUGUACGCGACACCGCGAUCUGUGUUUACACUUAAACUCCUGCCAGUGUUUGUUUAGUUUCUACGUUUUUAAUACACACGUGAAAAAUGGCUGACAGUGGUCUCAAGAGAAAUAUUCCGAUCAAGCUUGGAGAUUUUUCAGUCAUCGAUACUGAAUUCUCUAGCAUCAGGGAGAGAUUUGACGCCGAAAUGAGAAAAAUGGAAGAAGAAAUGAGCAAAUUCCGAUCGGAACUCAUGAAUAGAGAAAGCAACAAUUUCUUUAAAAGCUCCACAAGCACGACCACAUCAUCACAACACAGUGACAGCAGACAACUCGCCGAACCAAGCCAUUGGGAUAGCUUAAACUCACCUCUCAUUCAGGACGAAGGGGAUGGCAAAUCUCUGAAACUGAGAUUCGAUGUCAGUCAAUACACCCCCGAGGAAAUCGUCGUUAAGACUGUUGACAACAAAUUACUGGUCCACGCCAAGCACGAGGAGAAGUCGGAGACUAAGUCUGUUUACAGAGAGUAUAAUAGGGAAUUCCUGUUGCCGAAGGGCACCAAUCCCGAGGCCAUUAAGUCAUCUCUAUCUCGCGAUGGAGUACUUACGGUGGAGGCGCCGCUGCCUCAGCUCGCCAUCACCGACAGGAACAUCCCCAUACAGAAGCACUGAAGCCAUCCUAGCGAACUAAAUUAACAGCAGCUAUUCCAUAUUAAUAAUUUAUUAUAAUUUAUAAAUUGUAACUAAGUAUCAGAAUAUUCGGUAACUUAUUUUUGAAUCUUAUAUGAAUUGAAUCUCGUUUAUCGGUUUUGUUUGAUUUAAGAUUAUUCCAAAUUUAAAAAAUAUAUAUAUGUGGAAGUUUCGAAUCUCAUACGUAUUCGUGUCGCUUUGUUACGCUUUCACUGUGAUUUUGAGAGGUUUUUGAAUCACUUUUGAUACUCUAGCGGUCUGCUGAUAUUGCACUAUUAUAUAUUAACAAACACUUGGUAUAGCGAACUUUCCUACAAUCAGCCUGUACCGUUAUAUCGGAGCUUAUAUUUUGGUGAUAAUAGUGCAAUUGGUACAUCACGUACUUAUAAUAUUGGUAGUCUUUUUUAAAGACAUUUCUGUCCUUUUAUCUUAAAAGGCAAUUUCGUCCUAAUGUUAUAUUUAGUAAACAAUAACUAUAGCAGUAUAUUCAAAACACCAUGUUAACGGCUUUUUAAUGAUACACAUUUAUAUUUUAGUACAAAAAAAUGUUGUAGAUGGCAAUAAAUUGCAAUAGAAAAAUUU